Molecule: messenger RNA, 837 nt
Organism: Planococcus citri (citrus mealybug)
Lineage: Eukaryota; Metazoa; Arthropoda; Insecta; Hemiptera; Pseudococcidae
Exons: 1
Coding region: 1-837 (278 amino acids)
Source: RefSeq, a predicted model, not a curated record
AUGGCCAAUCCUGACGGUGACAAUUUUCAAGAUGCAGUUGGUCCAGUUGUAGCUCGCAUUAAUGUUAAAUGCCCACCAUUUUGGCGCGCCGAUCCUACAUUAUGGUUUGUUCAAGUGGAGGCACAGUUUGCGAAUGCUGGGAUUUCUGCGGAUUUAACCAAGUACAAUACAAUUAUUGCUGCUCUUGAACAUGACGUUAUGUCCGAAAUUACUGAUAUUGUCUUAUCACCACCAAAUCAAAACAAAUACGAUAAUUUAAAAAACAAAAUGAUUAAACGGUUUUCAGACUCUGGUGAUAAAAAAGUUAGCAUUUUACUAAAUGAAAUUAUUUUAGGCGAUCAGAAACCUUCCAGUCUUUUCAGAAAAAUGAAACAGUUAGCUGAUGGUCAAGCUACAGAUAAUUUCCUGAAAGGUUUAUGGCUGAAAAAAUUACCAGAAAAUGUACACACAGUUUUGGUGUCAAGAAACGAUGGUAUUGAUGAUUUACUCGAGGCAGCUGACAAAAUGGUGGAGAUUCCCAGAAAUUACAUAAAUGCUGUUUCUUCAUCGUCCUCUACUUCAACUCUGGAGCAAAAGGUUGAAUUACUGACACAGCAGGUUGGAAUACUUUUAAAAAGAGAUCAAGAUCGUUCUAGAUCUCAUUCGCGUUCACGUAAUUCAUCUAAUUCGCGAGAAAAUCGUAAUCGUAAUCGUAGUCGUAAUUAUUAUUCAAAAAAUGUUCGUAAUCGUGAACCUACACCAGCUAAAAAUAAGGAUUUUUGUUGGUAUCAUGAUAAAUUUGGAAAGAAAGCUAAAAAAUGCAUACCUCCUUGUAAAUAUGAGUCAUCGGAAAACUAG